AUGAGAAUCCCCAAAGAUGACACUGUACCACAGCUACCAAAAGCGAACAGCUGGAAUGGGACCACUGUGAAAGCUAAGGAUCCUUAUGCACUGAUGCGCGAUUCUAACGCAAACACUCGACUUACGGCACAGCAUUAUCUUUGGAAGGAGCUACUUGGGUUCUUGGUUCAUCCCGAUAUCGACACUCGUGCUGCUGACUUGAGAGUCGCUGAUAUUGCUACUGGAAACGGUAUUUGGCUUCACGAUUUUGCUCGUGGAAAACCACCGUCCGUUGAUCUACAUGGCUUCGAUAUCAGCCUGGACCAAGUUGGCCCUAAGCCAUGGCUACCCGCCAAUAUACACAUGCAUAUCUGGAAUAUUUUUGAAGAUGUGCCGGAUGAGUUCAUAGGCUACUUCGACAUUGUACAUGUUCGUCUGAUCACGGUCGUUGUCAAGAAUAAUGACCCUAGGCCGAUUCUAGCAAACUUGAAAAAGUUAUUGAGACCCGGCGGCUACCUUCAGUGGGACGAGGUUGACACCAUUGGAUGUUCAAUCAAAUCGGUACCUGGGACGUCAGCGUCAAACCUUGAUGCACUCUUCUCCCAGCUUAAAGGAUAUGACACUUGGAAAUAUGGCCUUACGCAAAUAAUGGAUGAAAAUGGAUUCACCGGCUCAAUGCUUUAUACGUACGAAUACGGACUCGGAAAUGCUCGGUUUUGGAGUGAUGUAUAUGUGAGCACAUGGAAGGAAUUUGCAGAAAACGCACUCAAGACACCGGAGGCAUCCAAGAAGCUAGAGCACAACGCGAUGAUGGAGACUUUGAAUGGUGCUUCGAUCAUGGUUCCAAAACUGGUCUGGGUCACGAAGAAAAUUGAUGGAACGGAGCAGUGA
Messenger RNA from Aspergillus welwitschiae, 870 nucleotides. Its product is annotated as class I SAM-dependent methyltransferase. The transcript is spliced from 6 exons. The coding region runs from base 1 to 870 and encodes 289 amino acids. The record is from RefSeq and is a predicted model, not a curated record. Lineage: Eukaryota; Fungi; Ascomycota; Eurotiomycetes; Eurotiales; Aspergillaceae.